Trichechus manatus latirostris (Florida manatee) is the source of this 362-nucleotide messenger RNA. Its product is annotated as sodium/hydrogen exchanger 9B2-like. Gene Ontology annotation, molecular function: antiporter activity. The record is from RefSeq and is a predicted model, not a curated record. Bases 33 to 260 code for a protein of 75 amino acids. Gene Ontology annotation, biological process: proton transmembrane transport. NCBI's taxonomy places the organism in Eukaryota, Metazoa, Chordata, Mammalia, Sirenia, Trichechidae. Gene Ontology annotation, cellular component: membrane. The transcript has 3 exons.
UGAUUGAAAACAUAGUUAGAGUUGCUUGGAUCAUGUUUGAGCCCCUUCUUUUUGGACUGCUUGGAGCAGAGGUAUCUGUUGCAUCUCUCAGACCAGAAACUGUUGGCCUUUGUGUUGCCACCCUGGGCAUUGCAGUAUUGAUACGAAUUUUGACUACGUUUCUGAUGGUGUGUUUUGCUGGUUUUAACAUAGAAGAAAAGAUAUUUAUUUCUUUCGCAUGGCUUCCUAAGGCCACAAUCCAGAUUUUCAAAGAUGUCUGAGACAUAAUUGUUAAGAGAACUAUGAGAUUAAUGUAGUACAAUAAAGGGAAUAGUUUUUCCCUCAGUGUUUCUAGCUUUCACAUGACUUCUUGUAACUUCAGC